This is a messenger RNA of Mesocricetus auratus (golden hamster), 936 nucleotides long. Its product is annotated as olfactory receptor 5H2-like. The record is from RefSeq and is a predicted model, not a curated record. Gene Ontology annotation, biological process: G protein-coupled receptor signaling pathway; sensory perception of smell. Gene Ontology annotation, cellular component: membrane. The transcript has a single exon. Bases 7 to 936 code for a protein of 309 amino acids. Gene Ontology annotation, molecular function: G protein-coupled receptor activity; odorant binding; olfactory receptor activity. Lineage: Eukaryota; Metazoa; Chordata; Mammalia; Rodentia; Cricetidae.
GAGGACAUGGGAACAGAGAAUGUAACACUGCUGACACAAUUUGUUCUCACAGGACUCACUCAUCUGCCACAAUGGAGAGUUCCCCUGUUCCUGCUGUUCUUAGUGAUCUAUCUCAUCACCAUCGUGGGAAAUCUUGGUCUGAUAGCUCUCAUCUGGAAUGACCCUGGCCUUCAUAUCCCCAUGUACCUAUUUCUAGGGAGUUUAGCCUUUGUGGAUGCUUGGUUAUCAUCCACAGUGACACCAAAGAUGCUACUAGACUUUUUUGCCAAGAGUAAACUGAUCUCUCUCUCAGAAUGUAUGAUACAGUUUUUUUCAUUUGGAAUCAGUGCAACUACGGAAUGUUUUCUCUUGGCAGCAAUGGCCUAUGACCGCUACACAGCCAUAUGCAAACCUUUACUCUACCCAGUGAUCAUGACAAAUAAACUCUGUGUACGUCUGCAAAUAUUGUCCUUUGUGGGUGGAUUUAUUCAUGUUUUGCUUCAUGAAGGCUUUUUAUUCAGAUUAACCUUCUGUAAUUCCAACAUAAUACACCACUUUUACUGUGAUGUUAUGCCUCUGUUAAAAAUUUCCUGUACUGACCCUUCUCUCAAUUACCUAAUGCUUUUUAUUUUCUCUGGCUCAAUACAGGUAUUUAGUAUUUUGACCAUUCUCAUCUCUUAUACACUUGUUCUGAUUUCAAUCUUAAAGCAGAAAUCUAUCAAAGGCAUUAAGAAAGCCUUCUCCACCUGCGGAGCCCACCUCUUGUCUGUGUCUUUAUACUAUGGCUCUCUUCUUUUCAUGUAUGUGCGUCCUGCAUCUCCACAGGUAGAUGACGUUGACAUGAUGGACUCUGUAUUUUAUACUGUCAUAAUUCCUGUACUGAAUCCAGUUAUCUACAGUUUGAGAAAUAAGCAAGUAAAAAAUUCACUGGUGAAAUUCUUAAGGAGAAAUGCUUAG